This is a messenger RNA of Onychomys torridus (southern grasshopper mouse), 896 nucleotides long. RefSeq names its product stomatin like 3 (gene Stoml3). The record is from RefSeq and is a predicted model, not a curated record. The coding region runs from base 33 to 896 and encodes 287 amino acids. Gene Ontology annotation, cellular component: plasma membrane. NCBI's taxonomy places the organism in Eukaryota, Metazoa, Chordata, Mammalia, Rodentia, Cricetidae. The transcript has 7 exons.
CUGCUAGAUUUUGAAAGCAUCCUGAGAAUGAGAUGGAUUCACCUGAGAAACUGGAUAAGAACAGCUUAGUGGGCAUCAACAAAAGCAAGCUUGGUGUAUGUGGCUGGAUCCUGUUUUUCUUUUCCUUGCUGUUGAUGCUUCUUACCUUCCCCAUCUCCAUAUGGAUGUGCUUGAAGAUCAUUAAGGAGUAUGAACGUGCUGUUGUCUUCCGACUGGGACGCAUCCAAACUGAUAAAGCCAAGGGACCAGGUUUGAUCCUGGUCCUGCCCUGCAUUGACGUGUUUGUCAAGGUUGAUCUCCGAACAGUUACUUGCAACAUUCCCCCACAAGAGAUCCUCACAAGAGACUCUGUGACCACCCAAGUGGAUGGAGUCGUCUACUACAGAAUCUACAGCGCCAUCUCAGCGGUGGCCAACGUGAACGAUGUUCACCAAGCCACAUUCCUGCUGGCUCAGACCACUCUGAGAAAUGUCUUAGGGACACAGACCUUGUCCCAGAUCUUAUCUGGGCGAGAAGAGAUCGCCCACAGCAUCCAGACAUUGCUUGAUGAUGCCACUGAGCUAUGGGGAAUCCGUGUGGCCAGGGUGGAGAUCAAAGAUGUCCGAAUUCCUGUGCAGCUGCAGAGGUCCAUGGCAGCUGAGGCUGAGGCCACCCGGGAAGCCAGAGCCAAGGUCCUUGCAGCCGAGGGAGAAAUGAAUGCCUCCAAGUCCCUGAAGUCGGCUUCCAUGGUGCUGUCGGAGUCCCCCGUCGCCCUGCAGCUGCGUUACCUCCAGACCUUGACCACCGUGGCCACUGAGAAGAAUUCCACCAUCGUGUUUCCCCUGCCUAUGAACAUACUGGAGGGCAUUGGUGGCAUCAGCUAUGACAACAAUAAGAAGGUCCAUGCUAAAGCCUGA